Messenger RNA from Hemiscyllium ocellatum (epaulette shark), 3052 nucleotides. Its product is annotated as calponin-2-like. The record is from RefSeq and is a predicted model, not a curated record. Gene Ontology annotation, biological process: actomyosin structure organization. NCBI's taxonomy places the organism in Eukaryota, Metazoa, Chordata, Chondrichthyes, Orectolobiformes, Hemiscylliidae. The transcript is spliced from 7 exons. Gene Ontology annotation, molecular function: actin binding. Bases 241 to 1158 code for a protein of 305 amino acids.
GCAGCUUUCUCAGUGAAUGACCCAAAGAUGUAGAGAAUUGGAGAAGGGGAGGGUAGUUCCGCCCAGCCUGGAAUUUGUCAAGUUUCAGUCCAUAUAUGGACACGCGUUCACUGAACGGGCGGGGGAAGAGGAGUUUGGUUCGGUUUACUCUGCUCAACCUCAUCAAAAGGACGCAGUAAGCUGUGCUGUUUUCUGUAGGAAGGUUGAGUUUAAAGUAACAUCACCAAAACCUACAACAGCAUGUCCGGAAAGCAGUUUAACAGCGGGCCCGCGUACGGUCUCUCAGCAGAGGUGAAAAGCAGGAUUGCUCAGAAAUAUGAUCUUCAGAAGGAGGAUGAUCUGCGACUCUGGAUCGAGGGGAUGACCGGGAGGCAGAUUGGGGACAACUUUCAGAAAGGCCUGAAGGACGGAGUAAUCCUUUGCGAGCUGAUGAACAAACUCAUGCCCAACUCUGUGAAGAAAAUCAACCGGUCAGCUUUAAACUGGCAUCAGCUGGAGAAUUUGUCCAAUUUCAUCAAAGCAAUGCAGAAUUAUGGUAUCAAGCCACAUGACACAUUUGAGGCAAAUGAUCUUUUUGAGAAUGGGAACAUGACCCAGGUACAGACAGCACUGCUAGCCCUGGCAGGAAUGGCAAAAACGAAGGGAGUGAACGCUGGAGUUGAUAUUGGUGUCAAAUAUGCCGAUAAGCAGCAGCGCAGUUUUGACCAGGAGACCUUGAAUGCUGGACAAUGUGUCAUUGGACUUCAGAUGGGAACUAAUAAAUGUGCCAGCCAGGUGGGAAUGAGUGCCUAUGGUACCAGGCGACAUCUUUAUGAUCCACGCUCCCAAAUCCCUGCUUCCAUGGACCAGUCUACUAUUAGUUUACAGAUGGGGACCAACAAGGGAGCAAGCCAGGCUGGUAUGACUGCACCAGGUACCCGGCGACCCAUUUACGAUAAGAAGCUCGGCACGGAGCAAUGCGACAACAGUACGGCAUCACUGCAAAUGGGGAGCAAUCAAGGAGCCAACCAAAGUGGCACCAACUUUGGUCUGGGCCGCCAGAUCUACAAUCCCAAGUAUUGUCCAAAUGCUGGGCCUGGACUGAAUGGAAGCAAUUCCGAUUGCAGUGGAGAGCCCUUUCCAGAAAGUCCUGCCGGUUAUCCUGCACAAUACGACUGAAUCUCUGCUACAACAUUGCAAGGAAGGAGAAGGCAACUCAUUGUCCAGCUUCUAUGUGUGACUAACUUGCAAGUGGUUAAAAUCCCCUGUAUCUCUCAAACUGUUCUUAAACAUCUCUCCAUUUCUGAUUUUUUAAAAAACUUUUAAUGAAUAUGAUCCAAAUUUGAUGGUGUCUUUUAUUUACUGAAACCAUUUUACUUGACAUAAUUAAAACUGAAAGAACUGUGGAUGAUGUAAAUCAGAAACAAAAAAACACAUUGCUGGAAACGUUCAGCCAGUCUGACAGUAUUGUGGAGAGAAAUCCGUUUAUGUUUCAGGUCAGCUUUAAAUUCUGAGGGGAGGGGGUCACUUGACCUGAAAUGUUAACUCUGAUUUCUCUUCACAGGUGUUGCUAGACCUGCUGAGCUUUUCCAGCAAUUUCUACUACUUGACAUUUUUAAAAAUCCUGUAGUGAUUGAGCAAAGGGAAAUGUUUUUUGUAAGGUUCUUUUUUCUUGUACAAGAAAUUUAAAAAGGUUUUCAGAGAGGUCAGGUUCUAACUUGAUGGGAUGUAGAGGGUGGGUACGGGAGGUGUCGAGGGCUGGCACCAUUGAUGAGGUGACUGAAUAAUUAAUAUUUAGGAAUGAUGCUGCUGAAAUAAUAUUGAGAGAUUGUUUCUUCAAACCACCUCAGCACAUGUCACUCCUCACCAUUAUGGUUUCCACUGAUGGUUUAACAUAGUAUGUAUCUUUUGUAAUUUUUUUACACAUACAUCGUUUCCUCCCUGAAGAAGGUGGGAAUGAUCCAGAAUUUCAAUGUUUUCAAAAACUAGUCAUUCAUGAGAGCAGGCUGGGUGGGAAAAUGCAGCCACCUGUUUUCAAUUUUUCCACUCUGCCAAAUCAAAUAACAUUCCAAAACCAUUGCGUUUACAUUUUUUUUGUUGUUGUUGCUUUUAAAAACAAACUGGAUUCUUUUUUUAAAUCAAACAUUCCAAAGGAUUAGGAGUGUGGAGAUUGUGUGUACAGAGUAAACCCUGAGAACGAAGUCUUGCACAAUGCUUGGGCCCAUGAGCUACAGAGCUUUGGUUUUACAAUGCAGGGCAAGAUGGAUUCUUAAAACUUUUGAGUUUUCGUUUCCCCAAAAGUCUGUCUCGUGAUUUUGAUUAACUUCCUUAGAAAUCUUUGAUUCUGAUUUUGUUGAGCCUAUUGAGAAGUUCUAUUUUGUCAUCAGUAAUUUGCUUAUUCUGCAGUACUCUUCAGUUUAACUAGCUGCAAUCCUCUUUUCAAACACUCUCUCUGGCCGUUGCUACUAUAAGCAAGAGCUAAACUGCUCCAAACAGUCAUUGGAAGCAUAGUUUCAAAACUGAACUGAUAAUCUUACAGUUCAGACAACAUUAUGAAAUUGUCACACACCUAUUGUUACACGUGACUGAAAUCCUGGCUGCAAGACCAUUAAGUUUGUAGAAGGAAUCUCCGGGUAAGGAGAGGAUUUGUGUUGCACCUGUUGUGCUAAUGGCCGUGUUCAGACACCAGCUCCAGGAAUACUGUUUGUUUACUUCUGAACUUGGAGAGACUUAGAGCUGGAGAGAAUAACUGCCAUAUCCCCAUAAUAUCCACAUCCAGGGGCAAGGAGUUAUGUCAGCAUAAUUUCAUUACACCAUGAGAAUAAUCAAGUUUGGUUUCAUUUGCAAAGUAAAGGCUUCAACUCUAGGAAAUAUGUUUGAUUCUCUUUACUCCAUUUUUCCAUGUAAGCUGCUGAAUGGAAGAUUAAGCUGCUAUUACAUUAGAAAGUAUUGUGCCUUCAAACUUUACUAGCUCUCUCUCCUGUGGACCACUUGUCAGUAGUGAAGUGUUCCAUGUACUGUAUAUGCAGAUUAUUUGUAACUUUCUUAGUAAUUAAAUGUUUUUGUAAUUUUC